UCUGUCUGUCGUUUGAGUAGAUAGGUUUAAAACUUUCUGUUUAAACAUUUAUUCUUGURMUUUUACAUUUAUACAUGAUGAACGGACACGCUACAGUGAUAGAAAAUAACUUGGGGACACCUAAGAUACGCAAAGGAUCAUAUAUAGCUCCUAUUGAUGAAGAAUCCAUCACAUUGAUAUUUUCACCGGGAAAUGAUAGCGUCGGAACACUGGCUAAGGCAUUAAAACUCUUCAAGGAAUACAACGUGAACCUGUUGCAUAUAGAAUCCCGGUCGUCGGACAGGAUACCGGAUCAGUAUGAGUUUUUUGUCGAAUGCGCGCCCGGGGGUAACGUCCCAAAGGUGGUAGAAAUAUUGAAGGGCACAAUGACAUACUGUUCGGUAGUGUCCAGGAAUAAACUCAAGGACAGCAAAGUGAAAGACAAUUACGUUCCGUGGUUCCCGUUGCGGAUUAGGGACUUGGAUAAGUACGCCAAUCAGAUCCUAUCGCAUGGAGCUGAACUGAACGCCGAUCAUCCCGGGUUCACGGAUCCUGUGUACAGAAUGAGGAGGAAGUAUUUGGCAGAUACCGCGUUGAAUUAUAGACAUGGAGAUCCAUUACCUUAUAUCGAGUACACCGAACAAGAAGUGAAGACUUGGGGUACCGUGUUCAGAGAACUAACUAAAUUGUAUCCGACGCAUGCGUGCAAUGAAUAUAAUCACGUGUUUCCCCUGUUAGUUGAAAACUGUGGUUAUCGAGAGGACUGCAUACCGCAGUUCGAAGAUAUUUCCAAUUUUCUUAAGGACAGUACCGGAUUUACUUUAAGACCAGUUGGUGGACUUCUUUCGUCCAGAGACUUCUUAGCCGGAUUAGCUUUCAGAGUAUUCCAUUCCACACAAUACAUCAGACACCAUAGUCGACCAUUAUACACGCCUGAACCGGACAUUUGUCAUGAACUGUUGGGCCAUGUACCGUUGUUCGCUAACCCAGCUUUUGCACAAUUUUCUCAAGAAAUUGGACUGGCGUCGCUUGGCGCCCCCGACGAUUACGUUAAAAAAUUGGCCACGUGUUAUUGGUUCACCGUCGAGUUCGGACUGUGCCGUCAGAAUGGCGAGCUGAAGGCGUACGGCGCCGGACUGCUGUCGUCGAUCGGUGAACUCCAAUACUCGUUGUCAGGCAAACCGGAGCUGAAGUCUUUCGAUCCCGAGGUGACCGGCAACCAGGAUUAUCCGAUCACCGAGUAUCAGCCCACAUAUUUCGUCGCYGAGAGCUUCGACGACGUCAAGGACAAACUUAUAAAAUUUGCAAAGACGAUACCGAAACAAUUCGGAAUCCGCUACAACCCGUACACGCAGAGCGUGCAGGUGCUGGACUCGAAACUGCAACUGCAAGAGCUGGCCAACAACAUCAGCAACGAGCUACAGAUAUUGCGCUACACGCUCAACAAGAUGGAUUGAACACUAAAAUGCAUUUUUUUUUACCUGUGUAUUAUGUGUAUUAUGUGUAUAAUAUGAUAAUAGUGUAAUGUCCCAUUAUUAAUAUUAUUAUUAUUAUUAUUGUAUUAUUAUUAUUAUUAUGCCGACGUUGCUGUUAUAAUGUUGUUGCAGUUGUGUCGUAUUUAUCGUAAUUAUAUUGUUAGAUUGUUAC
Messenger RNA from Diuraphis noxia (Russian wheat aphid), 1626 nucleotides. It is a transcript of the gene Hn, whose product is annotated as phenylalanine hydroxylase. NCBI's taxonomy places the organism in Eukaryota, Metazoa, Arthropoda, Insecta, Hemiptera, Aphididae. The record is from RefSeq and is a predicted model, not a curated record. Gene Ontology annotation, molecular function: iron ion binding; phenylalanine 4-monooxygenase activity. Gene Ontology annotation, biological process: L-phenylalanine catabolic process; L-tyrosine biosynthetic process.